Molecule: messenger RNA, 2037 nt
Organism: Sardina pilchardus (European sardine)
Lineage: Eukaryota; Metazoa; Chordata; Actinopteri; Clupeiformes; Clupeidae
Exons: 6
Coding region: 974-1648 (224 amino acids)
Source: RefSeq, a predicted model, not a curated record
UAUAAAUGUCCAAUUCGGACGGGACUAGACAUCUCUGUCAUUUUACUUGACAUGGGAGGAGUAACUACGUUUACGUUCUGCCGUCACAUCUUCGUCGCCGUGCACGUGAUACUUUGCGUCAGGUACGUGCGGCAUUUUCAGAUUUGAAAGACUACACAAAUUGGUUAAACUAGCAAACGUUAGCUUUAUGUUAUGAUAUUUGAUAUUGUUAGUUUGAAAUGGCUAACAAUAUCAAGCUAUUAGGCAAACUAGCUAACGUCCUAUUAGAAGCUGCACAGCAUGUUAUGUUUUCAUUCAGACUAUGGUGGAAUUGUUUUCAAAUCAGGAUGUGACGAAAUAUUACAGACAUCUUUACAGAGGGUCGCGUUCGCACGGGAUUAAUAUUACCUAAGGAUCCUAAUGAAUGAACUGGGCUAGCUAAGUGCUAUCAGAGUAGCGCCGUGCGCCAGAGCCAGAGCCGGUGAGUGCACGCAUUGAAACGUGAGAGGCACUGCUACUUCGUGUCAUUGUAUCUGCUAACGAGGCGCGACGUGUCAAACUUACCGAAGAGCCACAGUCUGCAGAUGCACUGAUUGACUUCUUACGAGAAAAACUUCAGCUGCAAGGAGACUUUUCGUUACAAUUUGAGGACUUGGACAAUGCGCUAUGUGAUUUAUCAGAUAUAGCUGAACUACCAAAGGGUCGUGCAAUCUUGCACAUAAAGUGGAAAGUGCCUGUCACUGUAAGUGAACUGUGUGACACUCAGUCUCUUGGAUCUAUAUCGUCUCUGGAUACGGCAAGUUUAGGUUCUCCGGGGCGGCCUUCAUCUGGCGCUUCACCUGACUUUUCGCCUGGCUGUUCACCUAGCCCUUCUACCAACCCUUCACCAGACCACCCAAAUGACCAAGAUGAAGCCUCACUGGAGGAACAGAGACUGCUUCUAGUGGAGGCAUCCAAGAAGGCAAGAUUAGAUGAGUCUCUCAUCAAAGAGAAAAUGGAUUUGACCUUCUCACUGAGGCGAAAGGAGGUUGUUGACAAACAGCCCAUGGUGCAAGAUUUGAAAGAUAGAUGGCCAGCUUUGUUCUUUAAAGACCAGAUUGGUGAGGAGUUUUUCCGUAUUACAAAUAAAGACUUAGUUGGAACAUUCAGAGCUGCAGUUGAAAAAUAUGCCCCCCUCCUGCUGAGAUUGUACCGAGCCCGAAAAACAGAGUUUGGCAAGGAUCUGAAUGAGAUACUGAGAAGGCUUGAUGAUGAGACUACCAACAUUGUAAGACACCGCGAGGAAGCAGCCAUGAAAGGACUUCCUGUGUUCCUACGUGAAGAUCCUAAUCAACUUUUCAAUCAUUGUCUUGAAACUGAUUCAGAUGACGUGGCUGCCAAGGGAGUCUCUGUGGGAAUUCUGUAUGUCCUUGAGGACUGUGUGGCUGAAGCCUCAUCUCCCAAGAUUCAAAACAUCGCAGUCAUCUUGGAGGAAUCAAUAGCAGUAGAGGACCUUCCGGAUACUCCCACUGCCUUGGCCUACCUUCUUGGCCUCCUUUAUGCACUCAACAUUUCUUAUCCUAAGCACCUUAAGUACACCUUUGAAACACUUCAGAAGGUUUUCAUGGACAUUGACCCAAAAUGCUCUAACCGUGUGCGAUCCCUAAAGAAAAAGCUUGGUUUUGCCUAACAUUGCAAAAAAAAAAGUAAUGCUCAUAGUCAUCUCUGACUAAUUGCUGGCUAGUGACUGAAAAGUGUGUAGAAUGUUACAAACAUUGUUACAGCUACAGUCUUUGUUUCAGCUGGGAGGCUAGUAUUUGUGAAAUGUCACACCCAUUUGUAUUGUUCUCUUAGCAAAACAUAUAUACUGUAGGCUUACAAUGUGACAUUUGACAUGGAAUAUUUGCUAGGACAAUUUUUUUUACUGCAGAAUGUUCUUUGUUCUGUGAAGACUUCUGUGAAUUUAAAUACUGAUCAAGACCGAGAAAAUCAUUCUGAAAAGAGGCCUCUUUUCUGUAAUUUUCUUCAUCUAGGCUAAUAUUCUGUCUUGAUAAUUUGAAAAUAAAUUGUCUAAGUGUA